Messenger RNA from Plasmodium cynomolgi strain B, 708 nucleotides. RefSeq lists its product as hypothetical. NCBI's taxonomy places the organism in Eukaryota, Apicomplexa, Aconoidasida, Haemosporida, Plasmodiidae. The transcript has a single exon. The annotation marks the transcript as partial. The record is from RefSeq and is a predicted model, not a curated record.
AUGAAACUUGUGAGAAAUUUAGGGUGUUAUAAUUAUAAUGAUGACUAUUACAAUCUUCGUAAGUAUCGUUGUCCGAUUUUAUACUAUUGGAUAUAUAAAUCAGUAGAAGAACGUAAAAUUAAUACAGAACUUAUUACUGAAAUUUUUAAUGAUUCUUAUAGUAGAAGGUGUACGUACAACAGAAAAGCUUACUGUUAUUAUUAUCAUUAUUAUUACGAUAAGUUUGAAGAACCAAUGAACAUGAUAUUCUUGGAAAUUUUCCAAAAUAAUAUAAAUACUGUAUUAAAUAUGUUGAACAAUCAAGAGGAUAUUAUGAAUGAUAAGUUGCAAAGGUAUAUUUGUAAAUGCAUUAAUAUAUAUUAUAAAAUGAAUGAAACAUAUUGCGUUAAAAACCCUAACAAUAAUAAUAAUAAUAAUCAAAUGAGUAAUCUGACUUGUAGCAUAUUACGUUCAUUUAAGCAAACAUAUGAUUCAUAUCUUUUGGGAGAAAUAUACCACGAAAAAUAUGCUAUACCAUUCUUAGAAGAUGCAGGAAAGGUAUAUUCGGAUCAAUGCUUAUUGCCAGAUAAAGAAAUAGAAUUAAUUAAAAUUAAUCGUGAAAGAAUAAAAGCAUUUUUAAGUUCAAAGAAAUAUCCUAGUAAAAAAACAUAUACGUUUCUACAACCAGAGUAUGAUAUUAUUAAAAAUACAGCUAGUGAUUCGCCUUCA